Molecule: messenger RNA, 6328 nt
Organism: Heterotrigona itama
Lineage: Eukaryota; Metazoa; Arthropoda; Insecta; Hymenoptera; Apidae
Source: the annotation of a GenBank genome assembly
AUGUUAAUAUAUUCGAGUUGUUUAAAUUAUAAUAAGGCUAUAAUAAGGCAGUCAUGGCACUGUAAAGUGAAGAAGACAUGUGGUAAUUUGCCCGCAGUUUGCUUAUCAUUUGUCGUAUUUUGUAAGACUAGUUUACAAUAUACAGCUAUGUACAAAUGUAAUACAGUUUAUUAUUUUUAUAUUAAAAUAUCUUUGUGUCCUGAAUGUGCAGAUGCAAAUAGAAUAACUAACUAUCAUAAAAUGAGUAGUAUUAAAUUUGAUGUACAGUGGUCUCCAGUUCAUGCCAAUAAAUUUAUCACGUGGGGUACAGAAAUUUGUUUGUACGAAGUAAUACAAGUAAAAGACAAUAACACAAAGAUCUCUGAUACCACUGUUGCUCAUUUACUUGCGACAAAUACCAAUCAUCAUUAUGUCAAAUGCAUUGAUAUAUAUCCACAAUUGGAACCAGAUAUCCUAUUAGCUGUUGGACAAGCAAAUGGGAAGGUUGUUUUAACUACUUUUGGUUCGACAAUUUUUGAUUCUCAAGGUCUUAGUGGAAAAGAAUUAGUCCCAAAACACGCGAGACAAUGCAAUGCAGUUGCUUGGAAUCCUGUGGACACAAAUUUAAUUGUAUCUGGCUUAGAUAAACAUAGUAAAGAUCAUUCCAUUUUAUUAUGGGAUAUAAACAAAGGUUUGCAGACCUCUGAAAGGAUACAUCACCAUAAUGCAGCACAAACAGAUUCUGUAAGACCUAUCGCGGAAGCCUGUGUUUCAGAAACUGUACAUUCUAUUUCUUGGUUUAAACACGAGCAAAAGUGUAUUGUAGUUGGCACUAAUAACAAACAAUUAAAAAUCAUUGAUUUUAGAGAUUCUUCAAAAGUAGUCAAUACGACAGCCACUAAGGCUAUCUACAAUGUAUCAGUGGACCCACACAAUAAUUAUCAUUUACUUUCAAGCGUUGAUAAUCAGAUAAUAAUUUGGGAUACAAGGUGUUUUGAGAAACCUGUUUUGACCUUGUCACAAAACAGACAAAUUGCAAAAGUACUAUGGUGUCCGACUAGACAUAAUCUUUUGGGAGCUUUACAGAAGGACUCGGCGACACUGCAUUUGUAUGAUAUUCAACAUUGUGGGAUUGGAGGAGGAGAAGAUACAGAACCUGGAGCAUUAGAAAGGACAGUUGCUCCAUCAUGGCAUACUCCUAUAAGUUUUUCGUGGCAUCCAACGCAUGUGAACAGAUUGUUGGCAAUAUCUCAACAAGGACUUAUAGAUUAUACAGUUUGUGAAAGGAUUACAGUAAACUGGUCAACACGGUCCCAUCUUGCUUGGAAUCAUGCUUCAAAAUCAUUUAAAUAUAUAUGGGGCAACGAUAAUAUUUACAAAGCCCUGAACGACAUUUCUAUUUUAACCAAAACACGCGCUAUUUCGGAAUAUGGCUUACUUCCAGAGCUGGCUCAAAAUGGUGAACUGGCUGAAAAUGAUACUCUUAAAAACCUGUGGCAAUGGUUGUACUUAAGUCGCUAUUUGGUGGAGGAUGGCACUAUACCAUGCACAGAUAACAAACAUCCGGGUGUCAGAAUAGUUUUAAAACUAGAUGAUCAACAAGGAUCUAACAAUGGUUUUUUGAAAUCGGAACUAAUUCAUCGCCCUUGGUCAGAUAUAGGAUCUAAUCAUACUGCAAAAAUCUACAGAUCUCCAGACAGAGAUAAAGGAUUGCUUUUAUGUGGUUGGAGAUUUGACAAAGAUACCAAUAGUCUUUAUGAUAAUUUAUUCUUAGAAAGGUUAGAAAGAGAAGGAGCAUAUCCAAGAGCAGCAGCAAUAGCAGUUUUUAAUUUAUGUCUACGGCAAGCUAUAGAAAUUUUAAAUCGAGGAGCUACUAAAAUGUCGAUGUCCACGAAUUUAAAUAUCGUUGCUAUGGCUUUGUCAGGAUUCUCCGAGGAUAGGAAUAGCAUGUGGAGAGAAUCGUGUUUGAAAUGUAGAUCUCAACUCACGGACCCUUACUUGAGAGCAACUUUUGCGUUUUUAACUGCAGACGAUUCUUAUGAAAAUGUCUUGAAUGAAAGUGGCAUGGCAGUUGAAGACCGAGUAGCAUUUGCACUUAUGUUUUUAUCGGAUAAUAAGUUAAGUGAAUAUUUAAAGAAAUUAACUCAAAAGCUGACUGACGAAGGAAAUUUAGCGGGUUUUCUUCUAACAGGUGCCAGUUUAGAAGGCAUACAAUUAUUAAACCGAUAUUUAGAAAUUACCGGCGAUGUUCAAAGCUGUAGUCUGAUAGCUAUUAGAGCAUUUACACCAACCUUACUGCAGGAAAACCAAGUUCAAGUUUGGAUUACAAGAAAUCUUUUAAAUGCUUGGAAAAUGUGGACUCAAAGAGCUCAUUUUGAUAUCGCAAUGCGAUCUGCGACGAAUGAGAAACCUCCGCAGCAAAUAUACGUUUCUUGUAAUUUUUGUGGAAAAAGUAUAUCCGCUUUUAUGCAAGGUCUGAGUAGAGCGAGAGGGCCUUUUGGCAGGUUAGGAAGUACACCCAAUAAAUUGAAGAUGUCUUCGUGCCCAAAUUGUAGAAAACCAUUACCGCGAUGCGCAAUAUGCUUAAUGCAUAUGGGCACCGUAAGUGGAUUGCAAAUGACAACAUCCAACGUCAACAGAAGCGAAGAAUGUGAUAAUAAACUGACAGAAUUUAGUAAUUGGUUCACGUGGUGUCAAACAUGUAGACAUGGCGGUCAUGCUGAUCAUAUUACGCAUUGGUUCCGAAAUGGAACAAGAAUCAAGGCGUAAAGGGCCGAGGAGUCCUAGUGCAGACUCGGAGGAUUCUUCUCACAGGAGAAGAUCAAGAAAAUAUGAUAGAUCUCCAUCACCAAGAAGAAGCAGAUACAGAAGGUCACGUUCCAGAGACAGAAGAUCAAGAUCCAGUUCCAGGGAUAGAAGGAGAAAAGACUCCAGCCGUUCUCAGCAAGACUGGAAACAGCAAGCUGCGUCUCAGUCUCAAGCUUCUACUCCGAAUCCAACUAAUCCUGGCAGUUAUGUUCCAGCAGUUCAUAAUCAGUAUCAGGCACCACCACCUCCGAAUACCAGUCAACCACCACCGCCUUUGCCAGCUUAUAACCAAGGGUACAAUAACUACAAUUAUAACUACGGGCAAAGCUACGACUACAGUUAUCAGCAACCGACUAGUUAUCGCAGUGAUUAUCCACCACCAAAUUGGCAGGGGAGUCAGGUAGCUUAUAACAAUCAACAACCACCACCUCCCCCCACAUUAACAUCUCAGCAAGAAUCGUCAAGACCAGUUGAUAGUGGUUCCUCUGGAUUAGUAUCGUCCUUGGCAAGACCAGAAGAUGCCAAGAAAGAAGCAGCAAUCGCAGCUGAGGUAAAGCAGCAAAAAGCAACUUUGGCUAAACAGCGUGAAGAGUAUGUUAAGAAAUCUACUACGUUACAACGCGAAUUGGAGAUUCUGCGACAACAAUGCGAUGAGAUCGGUAAAGAAGGUGGACGGGAGAAUAAUCGUAUUAUAAAAGAAAAUCAAAAGUUGCAGAUUGAGAUACAAAAUAAAAUGAAAUCGAUACAUAACGUAAUCGAUAUGCUUACCGGAAUUAUAGGGGACAAAGCUACUGUUGACGAUCUAAAAAGCAAGUUUAAGUUAGAAAUUAACAAACGUUCAAGAAGUCCCAAGGAAGACUUUCCGAAAGGAAAAUCAGAGUCGCCCGACAGAUCAUCGGCAUCCGACUCCGACAAGGAAUCCAAAAUUGAAAGGGACACGAAAGAACGAAGGUCUCCCGAGGACUCUAAACCUAUGUACAAUUUCGUACAUUAUGAUCCAGAAAUGCAUUGGUGUAAAGUCUGCGAUAUAUUUCCUAAAACGGCAAAGGAAUAUUUGAAUCAUCUGCAUAGCAAUGAGCACAAAGAAGCUUGCUUAGAACGCAAGAUAGUUGAUAUGCCGUGGCAUGAGCGGAAUGGAGAAGGAACGGAAAAGGAAGUGCCCUAUUAUCCUGGACUGCCAACGAAAAGAACACCUAUUAAAGGUUUACAGUUCUUCAGCGCUGCGACAGCAUGGUACUGCAAGCUCUGUGACUCUUGGAUCGGGGAUCUACAUUGCGCGAGUUUGCACCUGAAGUCCAAACAGCAUUCAGAAAAUUAUUCUCGCUUUGUCGAGCAAAAUCCACACUGGGAAACCGACUGGAUGGCAGAUCGUGAGAAAGCGUUCUCCGAAGAGAAACACAAACAGAUACAGUUGGAAUUGCAGAAACACAAAGACGAUGAUCCGCCGCCAAAGUCGAAGAAGUCAAAGAAGUCGAAGAAGAGCAAGAAAAAGUCUAAGAAGCGAAGGAACAGAAGCAGCGGCAGCGACAGUUCUAGCGAAUCGGAGAAUUCUGAUACAGACUCCGACCAGGACAUGUCCAAGAGCAUUCGUGUCGCUAUGCGUAACAAGAUGAAAGCUUCGACGCAGGCUAUUCUGAACGAGGAGAUCGACUAUCAUCGGAUAAAGUUGAAAGGGCAUUGGUCGAAAAUGGCGCAGCACCUGAAUCAGCCACCAACUCCAGAGCCCCAGCCUGUAGAAACGACUGACGAGAGACAGUUGUUAAAUUCGAUCAGAGACAAAUUGAAAGCAAAACAAGAGGAAGAGAUGAAGUCUAUGAGCAAUCGGAGAUUGAGCCAGGAGAAAAUGAUCGAAGAAGAGGAGGAGGAAGAGCAGGAGCAGGCCUCUUUCUCGAACAAAUCGAAGCCGGAGAGUUUGGAGAUCUGGGGACCGAAGGAACCUCCUAAGCCUUUUUGGAUAAAGAAGGAAGAAGAGAAACCGCAGCCCAUAGCCAACAAGCCAAUCGAAUUACCAAAACCGGAGGAGAUGCCCAAGCCGCAUAUGGGAUUCUGGACGAAGCAGCAAGUUAACAUGACUGUGAAACCGCCUGAGAAUAAAUCUAUAGAGAAGGAAGACGACAGAGAGCGAGAGAGUGAUAGAUACAAAGACGAUCGGGAUAGGAAGUACGACAGACGAGAGGAUAAGUACGAUCGUUACAGCAGCAGGUAUGAAAGACGACGGGGACGAGACAGGGACCGUGACCGGGACAGGGACAGGGACAGAGACCGGGACAGGGACAGGGAUAGAGACAGGGAUAGGGAUCGAGAUAGGGAUUAUUACGAGGAUCGAAGGAAACGGGAUAGCAACGAUUCUCCACGUCGCGAACGAAAUUGGCGUGACAGUCCAAAGAGAAAUUACGACAAAUACGGUAAAGACAGAAGAGACGAUAACUCGUCAAACGACGAGUCCAAGUUCGAGAAGAAGACGAACGAGUCCGCGUCCAAAUCCAAGAAGGGUAGUGUACAGACUAAAAAGUCGGCGCCCCAGGUGUCGAAAGGUAAAUUACCUUUCAUUGGCAGAUUACCGUUGUUUAAGAAGAAAGCCGAAGAGCCAAAAUUACCCGAGAAAGAUAUUACCCCUCUUCCUUAUCAACAGAGUAAAUUUGAAGAUACACCGAAAGUUCCCAAUGAGAUCAUAAAUCCACCUGGUGUGGUGCAUAUUACCAAGCUUGCAACUCCAAUAAAUCUGGCAAACAACAACAAUAAUGCUGGUAGUACAAGCAUCGCGCCUCAAACUACCAAAAAUCAGCCAAUGAAAAUACUGGUAGCUCCACCACCACCAGUGCUGAAUGAAACGAAACCUACACAGCAGGUAGUCGACAUGGAGAUUGAAGAUCAGUCCGAGGAAACGGUAAUUGAGGAACCAAUGAUGGAGCAGCAGAAACAGACACCUACUAUAUCCAAAUUACCUCUGCCUCCACAUCCUCCACCUCCUUUGAAUAGACCGCCACCACCUUUUUCAACUGCGCCACAGUUCUCUACGAACCGACCUCCACCGCCGUUUAUAACCAAUCCACCGCCAUUCGUUCAGAGUCAGCCACGAUUUCCUCCUCAUCAACCAGUACGUCCACCAGUACAAAGUCAUCCCCCCUUCAUGGCGAAUCCGCCACCACAGAUGCCUGCUGUUCCUCCUUUCGUUCAAAAUCAUCAGAAUCCACCACCGCCUCCCCUACCGACCGUGGAGAACGCUACGCAAGAUAUUUCCGACAUCCCGGAACCCACUGAGAAACGAACCGACCCAAGCAUUCCUCUGCCCGACGAUCUGCAAGAGGCUCUGAACAUCAUCUUUCCGAAGGAGGAGACGGAAACGAAACAACAGAGUCAACAAGAAAGUAACAUUAUGUAUUCGUCUAUGUAUAGUAUGUUAGGAUGUGUUGGAUAUGGGCCAGAAUACAUGGAUCAACCACCGCCUGAAAUUACUCAGGCGGAAACAGAAGUAGAUACACAACCUGGACCAGACGACUUGAAGAUGUUAGGAAUUGACGAAGGAGAUACAAUCCUAUGA